Molecule: messenger RNA, 2389 nt
Organism: Dictyostelium purpureum
Lineage: Eukaryota; Evosea; Eumycetozoa; Dictyosteliales; Dictyosteliaceae
Product: aimless RasGEF
Exons: 3
Coding region: 537-2333 (598 amino acids)
Biological process (GO): positive regulation of GTPase activity; Ras protein signal transduction
Cellular component (GO): plasma membrane
Molecular function (GO): protein binding; guanyl-nucleotide exchange factor activity
Source: RefSeq, a predicted model, not a curated record
CAUAACAUCUUUGUGUUUAUUAUAUUAUAUUAUUUUAUUUUUAUUUUUACUGUUGUUUUACAAAGAAAAAAUUUAAAUAAUUUGUUUUAUACAAAUUAUUUGAUUGAAUAUAUAAACUACAACUUUUAUAUAUUUAUAUUUUUAAAUCAUAAAACCACACUAUUUAUUUAAUUAAUAUAAAAUAACCUAUACAUAUUACUUGUUAAUAACUUUUUUUUUUUUUUCACAAGUAACACAUCAUCAACAAUCAUUUAUUCUAAUUUAUAAUUCCUUUUAUAUUUUUUUUAAUUAAAAGGAAUUAUCUUUAAUCAAUAAUAACCAAUAGAUUUGUAUCAUACUAAAUAUUUAAUAAAAUUAUUUCAACUUCAUAACAUUUGUUUAUUUAAAUAUUUAUAAAUAAUAUAUAUAAAUUUUUUUUUUUUUUUUUGUUGUAUAAUAAAAGAAAUAAAAUAUUAUUGUUGUUAUAAAUCAUAUAGUUAAAAAUAAUAGCAAUAAUAGUUAAAAAAAAAAAAAAAAGAACAUAUAUAUAGUAAAAAAUGAUAUCCCCAUCAUCAUUUAAUCCAGUAGAAUUGAUGUAUUCUAAAGAAAAGGUUGAUAGAUCAGAAUGGAGAAAAAAUGUAUUAAAGACAAACCCCGAAAUUAAUAAUUUAUGCGAAAGAAUUUAUCCAGUUAAUAGAGCUAUACAAUUUGGUAAACAAUAUUAUCCAGGUAAAGCAGAGGUUAAACAAAAACUUGAUAAAACAGUUAUAAUACAAUUAAUUUUACAACAUUUAUCAACAAAAGGAUUAAAACAAACAAAGCAAACAUUAGAAAAAGAAGCUAGAGUUACAACACCAAUUGUAGAAGGAUCAACAGAGAGUAGAUUAGUUACCUAUAUUAGAAAUGCAUUAAAAGAUACAGAAAGAAUUUACGAUUUGUCAAUGGAACACACAGAGUAUACCAAAGAAGAAAGACAAUCAAAGAUAACCGAAAGAGAAGAUCUUUUAUUCCAAAUGGAUUUACUCGAAGAGGAAAAUGAAGAUGAUGGUGUUAAUAUUUGGGAUGAACCAGCAGAAAAUAUAAUUACCGAAAAAGUUCACAAUACCGAAUACGACCAGGACGAUGAAGUAGUUAAAUAUGGUUCAUUAAAUAAAUUAGUAGAGCAUUUAACACACGAUUCCAAGCAUGAUCUUCAAUUCCUUAAAACAUUCCUUAUGACAUAUCAAUCAUUUUGUACACCAGAGAAAUUAAUGUCUAAAUUACAACAACGUUAUAAUGUUCCACAGGGCACCGAUGAAAAAUCAGCAAGAACUAUUCAAAUUCGUGUUGUCAAUGUAUUAAAAACUUGGAUCGAUAAUUAUUAUUCAGAUUUUGACGAUAAACUUAUUCAACAACUUCGUACAUUCCUCGAUCAAAUUCUUAUUAAAUUCCCAGGUCCAGGUUCAAAUUUAAUGAAAUCACUUAGUAAAGUCGUUGAAAAACUAUCACCAGCUACCGAAUCCAAACAUAUUUUCAAUGAAAAAACACCAGAACCAAUCGUUGCAUUCAAAAAUAUUUUCUCUAACAAUCUCUCAUUCCACGAUAUCGAUGAAGAGGAAAUCGCAAGACAAUUAACAUUAAUCGAAUUUGAAAUCUACAGAAAGAUUAAGCCACCAGAACUUUUAAAUCAAUCAUGGAACAAAACCAAAUUAAAAUCACGUGCUCCAAAUGUAUUAAAGAUGAUCGAUCGUUUCAAUUCAGUUUCAAUGUGGGUUGCCACCAUGAUCAUUCAAACUGCCAAGGUUAAGGCUCGUGCUAGAAUGAUGGCUCGUUUCAUAAAGAUUGCAGAACACUUGAAAACUUUAAACAACUAUAACUCAUUAAUGGCAAUUAUAGCAGGUCUCAACUUUUCAUCUGUUUAUCGUCUCAAAUAUACCCGUGAAGAAUUAUCGCCAGCCAUAUUAAAAUCUUAUGCCGAACUUGAAAAGAUUAUGAAUUCAGAGGGUUCCUUUAAAACCUAUAGAGGUCGUUUACAAAAUUUUGUACCACCAAUGCUUCCUUAUUUAGGUGUCCAUUUAACUGAUCUUACCUUUAUGGAAGAAAAUCCAGAUAAUAUUCCAAUCGAAGUUUCAAAAGGUAAAUCAGUCAAUUUAAUUAAUUUCACUAAAAGAACUUUAGUUUUCAAAGUAAUCUCUUUAGUUCAAGAAACUCAAAAUGUAGCUUACAAUUUACAACCAGUACAUCAAAUUCAAGAAUUUUUAUUAAAUAUUAAAAGUGAUCUUAAAGCUGAUACUUUAGAUUUAUAUCAACAAGAUUUAUAUAAAGAAUCAUUACGUAGAGAACCAAAAAGAGCACAAAGAUCAGAUAUUCAAUAAAAUUUUAAUAAUAAUAAUAGUAGUAAUAAAUAAUAUAGUAAUUAUAAUAAUAAUAU